Molecule: messenger RNA, 2416 nt
Organism: Alternaria alternata
Lineage: Eukaryota; Fungi; Ascomycota; Dothideomycetes; Pleosporales; Pleosporaceae
Product: SDA1-domain-containing protein
Exons: 3
Coding region: 53-2308 (751 amino acids)
Biological process (GO): ribosomal large subunit export from nucleus; ribosomal large subunit biogenesis
Cellular component (GO): nucleolus
Source: RefSeq, a predicted model, not a curated record
CUCGACGACAGCCACGACAACUUCCUCACCCCCCAGAUCCCAAGUCGACACCAUGAAGCGCAAAGUUGGUGCCCUCGAGAAGCUGGAGUCUGACCACGCAGCACUCCGCUUCAAGCUGAAACGAGACCCUCAAUCGUACAGAGACGACUUUGAGCAGCAAUGGCAGCAGUACCGAACCCUCCUCGACCUCUUCCUGGCCGACCCAAGCACCUCAGAUAGCGGUCUGGUCGCGCUCAAGGACCUCAUCGAAUUCGUGUCGCACACCUCAGACCUCUACCCCGAUAUUGCAUCAGAGUUUCCCCGGGAUCUAGAGCUGCUGCUCACCCACCACGAGGUGCUGGAGUAUGACUUGAGAGACAAGGUCGUCGGAGCAUACUGCCUGCUCAAGCGGAAAGAAGUCAUCGACUCGAUCACACUUCUCAACACCCUGUUUCCCAUUCUUGUGACGACCAACAGCAAGAGUCUGCGACAACUACUCUACACCAAGAUCAUCUCAGACCUUCGGUCUUCCAACGCAAAGACUGUCAACCACAAGCUCAACAAGUCUAUGCAGACAGCGCUUUACAACCUCCUAGAAUCAGACUCCUCCUCACCCAAGGGCAUAUGGGCCGUGAAGAUCACAAGAGAGCUUUGGAAGCGCCAAAUAUGGACCGAUGCGCGCGCAGUCGAGGUCAUGCGCUUGGCCGCUCUAAGCGACAACGAAAAGACCGUUUUCGGCGGCACCAAGUUCUUCCUUGGUGGUGACGAGGAACGAGAGGCCGCUGCAGAGGAGAGCAGCGAUGACGACAAUGAUGUCGACAUGGCCAAAUUGAAGCAUUCAGCUGGCAUCAACAAGAAGAGCAAGAAGAAGGCCCGCGAACUGAGGACUGCAGCUGCCACUAUAAAGAAGAAGCAGAAGAAGAAGAAUGCACCUCAUCCUCUCAACUUCAGUGCGCUCCACCUCCUCCACGAUCCUCAAGGCUUCGCCGAAACGCUCUUCUCGAAGCACGUCCAGAACUCCAAGAACAAACUCGCCCUCGAAACGAAACUGCUGGUGUUGCAGCUUGUUACUCGUCUUGUUGGAUUACAUCAGCUCACAGUCCUCCCGCUAUACUCAUACUUCUUGAAGCAUCUCACUCCUCGGCAAGCGUCUGUCACAAGUUACUUGGCAUGCUUAGCGCAAGCGACACACUCGUAUGUACCGCCAGAUGUGCUCGAACCGCUGGUGCAGAAGAUUGCGAACGAGUUUGUGUCAGAAGCAUCAGCCUCUGAGGUUGCGGCAGCAGGUCUGAAUGCCAUUCGCGAGGUUUGCGCACGUCAACCAUUAGCUAUGACGGACACCUUGCUCCAGGACUUGGUUAUGUACCGCAAAUCCAAGGACAAGGGCACGAUGAUGGCCGCCAAAGGACUUCUUUCACUUUACCGUGAAGUCGGUGCAGACCUCCUCAAGAAACGCGAUCGUGGCAAGGACGCGACAAUGGGUAUCCGCGCUGGCACUAUCAAAGAACGCCGAUACGGUGAAGAAGCUAUUGGAGAGAUCGAAGGCAUUGAGCUACUCGAGAAGUGGAAAGAAGAGGAGCGCAGGAAAAAGCUGGAAGCUGCUGGCCUGGACCCUGACGCGGACAACGGCGACGUUGAGCUUGAUGACGAAGAUGACUGGAAGAAGUGGGAUGUGGAAAGUGACGGUGAUAGCGACGAUUCAGGUGGCUGGAUCAAUGUAGAGAGCGAUGGCGAGGAUAUCCAAAUUAGCGACUCUGAAGACGAAAAGGAAAAGAAAGACAGGCCAGCAAAGAAGGCUAAGCUCGAUACCACGACACCAACACCAGGACCAGACAGCAAAGAACCCUCCAAGAGCGCCGAACCAGAGAGCAAAUCCAUCUCUAAACUCCUCACCACUACUAUCCUUACCCCAGCCGACCUUAAACAACUCCAAGCCCUCCGUGCCUCGUCAACAAUAACCUCCUCCCUCGCCUCCUCCAAACGCGCCCAACUCCUCGCCGCCCGCCACGCCGACGAAGCCAUCACGGCCGAUACCAUCGAGCUUGCCGCAAAGAUUGGCAAAAAGAACACCAAAGAAGAGAAGAUCGCUCUUGCACGCGCAGACCGCGAGACGAACCACAGUUCGCAUGCUAAGAAGAAGAAGGAGCAAAAGGCAGCUGAGGGCAAGAGCACGACGAAUCAGGAGAAGGCAAGGAAGAAGAACUUCUUGAUGACGCUGGGCAAAGCCAAGAUUAAAAACAAGAGGAGUUUGGGAGAUGUUAAAAAGUCGUUGAUGGGUCAUGUGGAGAGGAAGAAGAGAGGAGGCAAGAGAGGAAACAAGGGCAACUAGUGAAUUAAUAGAUGUGGUCCUGGUGCUAGGGAUGACGCUGAUUUAGUUUACUCGAGAUGAAAAGGGAAUAGUCACUUGAUACCCAAAUAGAAUAUGGAAUCAUGAUAC